AAUUUAAGAGGGGGACAUUAGUAUUUAAUAGUUUAUGCAAUGCCAUACUGACAAAUUAUAUGUAUCUCGGUUCUGUUCGUCAAUAGUUCAGUUUCCAUCCGACAACGCAACUGCAAAUACAAACCAUCAACAUGUCUUCUACUGCUUUGUUAGUAUUGACUUUAGCCUGCGCAGUGUUUGGUGCACCCCAAGGUCCAGGUUAUUAUCCACCCACUGGCCCAGUCACCACCCCAAUCCCAAUCAUUAGCCAAACCCAACAAGUCAACCCAGAUGGAUCAUACCAAUACAGUUAUCAAACUGGCAACGGUAUUGCUGUUGCUGAAAACGGAUACUUGAAGAACCCAGGUACCGAACAAGAAGGUCAAGUAGCUCAAGGAUACUUCAUAUACCCUGGCCCAGAUGGUAUAAUAUACGAAGUUAAAUACUACGCUGAUGCCGAAAACGGUUUCGUUGCCCAGGGUGCCCAUUUGCCAACCCCACCCCCCCUUCCAGAAGCAUUAGUCCAAGCUAACGAAUUGGCUUACAAGAAUGCCGCCGCCGACGCAGGACUUUAUGACGAAAAAGGAUUCCUUAUAAAUAAACCAGCCAGACAAUUCAAAAAAUAACACCUCAAAAACAUAUGUAUAAACAGUAAUAGUACCUAAACUCCAUGUGAAAAAUCUUUAAGCAAAAUACUUUCGUUCUCCUUUACCUAUUUCGUGAGGUUGUUGUCGAUAAAUAUUGAUGACAGCACACAUUUUAUGUCAUUCUAUAUGCUUUUAAAAACGACUCAUUUACCAUUGUAAUUAUUUUUAAAGAGCGUUUUCUCAAUGGACAAACGAUCUCAUCCUGAACAUUCUCAAAAACAAUAGUUCUAUGUCUCAGUAAGGGGCACGUUUGUCUGUUUGGUAACAACGUCCAUUGACUUAGUUUUUUUUUUUUGUCGUUGUACCUAUAUCCCUAAGUUGUAAGUUUGUGAAAUAAUAAAAAAAAUUGUUUGUAAAA
This is a messenger RNA of Daktulosphaira vitifoliae (grape phylloxera), 984 nucleotides long. RefSeq names its product endocuticle structural glycoprotein ABD-4-like. Gene Ontology annotation, cellular component: chitin-based extracellular matrix. NCBI's taxonomy places the organism in Eukaryota, Metazoa, Arthropoda, Insecta, Hemiptera, Phylloxeridae. The transcript is spliced from 3 exons. Gene Ontology annotation, molecular function: structural constituent of chitin-based larval cuticle. The record is from RefSeq and is a predicted model, not a curated record. Bases 132 to 605 code for a protein of 157 amino acids.